Molecule: messenger RNA, 4784 nt
Organism: Pieris brassicae (large cabbage white)
Lineage: Eukaryota; Metazoa; Arthropoda; Insecta; Lepidoptera; Pieridae
Gene: Eaf
Product: ell-associated factor Eaf
Exons: 10
Coding region: 304-1353 (349 amino acids)
Biological process (GO): positive regulation of DNA-templated transcription; regulation of transcription elongation by RNA polymerase II
Cellular component (GO): super elongation complex
Molecular function (GO): transcription elongation factor activity
Source: RefSeq, a predicted model, not a curated record
AUUCAGAUUCUGAAAUUAGGUCGAAGUAGUAGGUAGGUAGUGGAUAGUGAUUAGAAAAGUAAUUUUUAGUACAUAAAUAUUCAAGAAUAAUUGGCUGUCUUCAGAAAGUACACUUGAUUUUUGUUGGAGUAAAGUUUUAAUUAUGAUAAGUGAUUUUAUGAAAUAAUCUAGAUCCUAUGGUAUAUGUGGUGCAGUAAGGUAUAUGGAGUAAAAUAUAUAAAUUUAAACUGUUAUAACUUAAAGGAAUUAUAAUCAGAUGAAGUUUAGUGACUGGCAAAUAACAUAUGGCUGUAAAACAAUAAAAUGGCUGAUAAACAUAGUUUAAACUAUGAGGUUAGAGAAUUAAAAUUGGGAUCAAGUUUCACUAACAAUAAAGCAUCACAAUAUCACACAAUUAAAUAUGACUUCAAACCAGCUUCUGUUGAUGUUAAUAAAAUGGCCACUGUAGAUGUAGGAACUAACAAUCAAGUGACUGUAACUGUACCACAUUUAGAUGGUGCUGGCAUACCACAGACAGUGUUUAAGGGAAAUCAAAGGCCUUAUACAAAAGAAUGUGUGCUGAUAAUAGAUAGAGAUACAGGAGAAAUCACAUUAGAAAAAUUAUCAAGUAAUAUACAAGUAAAAAAGACAAGGCAAGAGUCUAUUCAAAAGCCACGCCCCUUGACUCCUAUUACAAGCGAUCUCACAAACACCACACAAAGAUCAACAUCUCGUACCCGUGUUGCAACUAAUCGUCGAACUAACAAUAAUACUGGUACAGUCAAUAUGACAGCUCAAGUAACCCAGCAUCAUCAACGGUUUAAUGGCGGUGCAGCUCCGAAGACUCAUAACAUGGUGCGCUCACCGCCCAGAGUCAAAACGUCUCCACCCCAAGCGCCUUGGUCAGCAGGCGGCAACAGUACACUAGCGUCCCUUCCUAUGAUCGGUCUGGACGACGCUCCCAAUGGUCCUAGCGCUCCUAGUGUGCAUGCAACCGGUGCACACGUGCCUAGCGCGCAUGUACCUAGUGCGCACGCUCCUAUCGCGCACAUCCCUAGUGCCCAUGUCCCAAGUCUGCACACUCCAAGCGCACCCAUUGUCCCUAGCGUGCAUAGUGCCCCUAUUACGCAUGUUCUACCACCAUCGCGACAUCUGCCGCCUCCCGCGCCGCCAAACCCCGCUACACAACAACAAGAUGAUAGCUCAUCUAGUUCAUCAAGUGAUAGUGACAGUGACAGUGGUAGUGGAAGUGACAGCGAUGAGAACGACUCUAGACCAUCGAUUCCUUCUGGUGUACCUAGCAACCCAGCCUUACCAACGGAUGUCCUAAACGAUGAUCUCUGUUUGUCUGAAUCCGGCAGCGACUCUGACUGACCACAACACACGCCUUUGUUUCACGGACGUUUAUUCUUUUGAAUUAAUUUGCCCAGUUGAUAUCAUUAACCUAAUAUUGCUGUCAACAUAACAGAGUUAAUUUAACACUUUAUAUCUAAUAUUCCGACUUUUGGAUUUCAAUAUUCCGACCGAAAUGUUGGAUUUUUAUUGAAGUAGAAUAUAAAUAAAAAUAUAAAGAUCUUUAUACAAAUGUGCUAUAAACACAAAUAGGUAUAAAAUAUUUGGCCUUAUAACGCUUGUGGCAGUUAACAAAGACAAAAAAUUAUUAAAUUUAAUUAAAAAAUAAAUACUAUUUACCUAAUUAUAUAUACAUAUAGUAACAAAAAAGAAAAAGAAGGCUGUUCACCUGUUCAAAUGAUCAUGAAACAGCCUAUCCCAGACCUAAAAAGGUUGUAGCCAUUGAUUUUUUAAUUUUUAGUAAUGAAUCGGUUGCUAUUUUAUAGCUUAUAAAAUAAAUGAUGUGUAAUUAAUUUGUUUUUAUGAAUAAUAUUUUUACUUCUGAACUUUUAAUGAAUUUUCAAUCUUUCGUAAGUUGAAAUUUGAUUUUGUAAAUCUGUUAAAUCAAAUUAGCUAUAUUUAGCAAAAAUACUUGAAAUGCAUGCUCAAUUUAUGUAUUAGCAUUAUGUUAUUUUGCUAUCUUGAACCAGUUUUUUUGUCAUUAUAAUUAAACGGUUACGUGUAUAUUUCAUAAUAUCAAAAGUAAUGUUGAAAGGUAAUAAUGUUAUCAUCUGGGUAUAAUUUGAGUACUCAAAACUCAAUUUUUUUGCAGGGUUAUAUCAAGCACAAAUGUUAUUUAAAUUAGUUUUUCCUUAAUUAAAACAGUUUAUACUUGCAUAUUUAAAAUUAAUUAUUAUGAAAACAUUUUGUUUUUUAUCUUGUUCUAACAGCAUGUGUUUGGUAUAGACCAAUCAAGCUCUCAACAUCGUACCUAGGGAGCGUUUUUUGCGUACGUACGCGCAUUUCGUAUAAAGCGUACACGUAUUAGACGUACGUUAAGAUUUAUUUAUUCCCAAUACCUAUUUAUCCCAUCGAUAAUUGAUCGUUAUGAUUCUAACAUGCUCCAAUGUUUUAAAUAUGAAAUUCUUUAAAAUUUGAAAAUAUAACUUCUAUUCUGUGAAUCAGUAUUAAAAAAAAUAAGUCUUGAUAUAAUCCUGCCUAUAAUUCGUUAGAAUUUCUCCAAUGUUAAAAAUGGUCAGUAUAGUGUAUAUUUUAUUAAAUUGUUUCAAUUCAAGUUGAAUUUGUCAGAAACAUGUACAUUUUAUUAGCAAUGGCCUUUGACAUAAUGGGUAAUACUUACAGAUAAGUCUCGAUUUUCAGUCAAACCCUGUGUCUUACUUUGGCGGUGAUAAUGUAUAUGUAUAUACAAAACUACGACAUACUAUGUCACAAUUGGUUUGUAUUUGAAAAUUUAAUGAAAUUUACAAAAUACUGACCGGCGUAUGUUAAAUAUAAACGUGCCUCAAUUUAUAUAGAUAAUAUAUUUUUUAUUUUAUGCCAAUAUUUUUAAAUAGAUUUAAGGGCUUUGUUCGGUAUCGCUAACGUUAUACAUAUUAGAUUUAAUAAAUUCUGCAAUAAAUUAUUACAUAUAUUGUUAAAAGUUAGGAUAAAUUUUGGUACUAUCAGCAAACACAGUUAUUACAGAUACAUUAUUUAUUUACCUUAUUGUUACUGCAAUCUAGUAUUUAAAAUAAUCGGCUUAAUUAUAAAUCAUAUAUUGAAGGCAGUGUAUUUGUUACAAAUUUAACAUACAUUGUAUCAAUGGUAUUAGACAUGUUGCCUAUGCUUGGACAUAUGGCGGCUUGAAAUUUGUGUAAAUUAUAUUUUUCAUUAAAAAAUCAAUGUAUAGAUUAACUAAAAAUAUCUAAAAUGUAAACUUAUUUUGCUGAUAGUACUUUGUGUAAAUAAUAUAUGGUACGAAUGCUUGAAUAUCGAUGUAUCCGAUAUAUUUUCUUUUGGAAAACGUCGCACGAGCAAUAAUGACACUUUUAAAACCGGUUUGUUCUUAAACUCACCGCAUGAUCGCGCAAUAAUCGUAAAUUAUUUUACAUUCAUAUUCAAGGGUAGGAAAUCUAAAAAUCUGGAGUAAAAAAUCUGAUUGUUAAAAUCGGGAGUCUUAGGAAUCUUUAUCCGAAAACAAUUUAUCCGGCAUUUUUUGUGUAUAAGCUUUAGAAAAUUAUGUUUUAUUCGUCUCGGUAAAUAAUCAGUGAAGUGAAAAUGAGAUAAGAUUGUGUACUUUGUUUUGGUUGUAUGUACUGUGUAAACUCUAUAUAACAACACUGAAAGGACUGCAUUUUAUGGCGUUAUAGAAGGUUUGUCGUUAAAUGGAGAGAAGAUAAACUUAUAGAUUAUCCAUGACGCCUACUUAUUAGUCAUGGUCAACAACAGUACACGUGCGAGCAAUCCCAAUUGGUAAACAAAAGAACGAAUUUCUUAGAAAGUUCGUGUGCAUGAUGCCGACAGUCGAGUUUAUUGCUGACUAGGCGACAAAGACUAGGCGACAUAAGCGACAAAAGAACGUACACAGCUGCGCAGUUUUUACGAAUUUUAGAAACUUAAAAAGUACUUUAUUACGCAAUUGUUGUCGUGUCAAUUGAGAGCAGAUGUAAUGCUAUGUACAGUGUAUCAUUGUAUGGAAGAAAAGUUAAACCAACCGAAGCCAAUUGAUUUUGACGCUUUAGGGAGAUCGUCUUUAAAUCGAGGUACGUUACAUGGAGUUUACACUGUAUUUUAAUAUUUGUAUUUCCAACUUGUUGUCUUGUUUAAGGUCAAGACGCACCGCUAAACACUCCCGUAAUUCCUACGUUACGUAUAUUUCUGUAAAAACUUUAUCUUCCUUGUGGUGGUUUCAUGACCGUCGCAUCUGUCAUGUGAUGCAAUUUUUAUAAUAAACAACUUAUUAGUUAGCCUAUAAUCUAAGGUCCAGCAACAUCGUAUGAAAACGAAAAUAAUUCUACGGAUUUUGAGGUAUUAUUGCUCAUAAACACCUACAAUUUUAAUGUGAAAAAACAAUGUUAACCAAAAAAAAACACACAAUAAGUUUAUGCAUGUAUUAAUCAUAUUAUUUAUAUUUAAAAGUGUCAUUAAGAACUCAUGCGGCAAUUUAAAUGGCUCAUUAAUCGAUAUUCGGCUACAGUAGGAGUGAUUCUCGAUAGAAUUAAAAUAGUAUAACGAAAAUUCUCUUAAUUCACAGUAAUUUGCAUGUCCACUGUAUUCAACACGUUGAAUGUCUUACAAAGUCAAAGUUUAGAGAAAUUUAUUAAAUUUUAACGACAUGGGGUUAAAGAAUUUUCGUUAAACGUAAAAAUUGUGCCUUUAACGUCUCAUUUAUAUUGUAUUUCGUUCGCAUAGCACCGUGAUACGUCACAGUAUAUCAUUAAUAUAUUUUAUCGUAAUAAAAUAUGUCCUCAUUU